Lolium rigidum is the source of this 2641-nucleotide messenger RNA. Its product is annotated as subtilisin-like protease SBT5.6. The record is from RefSeq and is a predicted model, not a curated record. Gene Ontology annotation, molecular function: serine-type endopeptidase activity. Lineage: Eukaryota; Viridiplantae; Streptophyta; Magnoliopsida; Poales; Poaceae. The transcript is spliced from 10 exons. Gene Ontology annotation, biological process: proteolysis. Bases 80 to 2401 code for a protein of 773 amino acids.
GUGCAUGUAUAUAGAAUGCCUCCAGGCCGUCGAACUAAAGAGAGGGAUACGGCCUUAGCCAGAGAGCAACUAACUAGCCAUGCCCGGCCUUCUCUUCUUCCUCUUCAUCUUUUCCUUCUCCAUCGUCUCUGCCUCCACCAAGCAAGGCCAGGUUUAUAUAGUGAAUCUAGGCGAGCACGCCGGAGCGAGGGCGAAGGAAGCUAUCCUAGAAGAUCACCACGCCCUCCUCCUCUCCGUCAAGGGCAGCGAGGAGGAGGCACGGGCGUCGCUACUGUACAGCUACAAGCACACCCUGAAUGGCUUCGCGGCUCUUCUCUCUGGAGAAGAAGCCACCAAGCUAUCAGAGAGGACAGAGGUUGUGUCUACCUUUCGGAGCGACGGGAGAUGGUCCCCGCACACCACGAGGUCUUGGGAGUUUGUGGGUUUUGAGGAAGGGCUCACAGGCGUGCACAGCAAGGAGCGGCUGCCAUCCGGCGAUAACGCCGGCGAGAAUGUCAUCGUAGGCAUGCUGGACUCCGGGAUUUGGCCGGAGUCGAAGAGCUUCGGCGACGAAGGGCUAGGGCCAGUGCCUGCUCGGUGGAAGGGAGUGUGCCAAGGAGGAGAUUCCUUUAAUUCAUCGUCUUGCAAUAGGAAGAUCAUCGGCGCGCGGUACUACCUCAAGGCCUACGAGGCCUACCACGGCAGCUUGAACACGACCUACGCGUUCCGCUCGCCGCGCGACCACGACGGGCACGGCACCCACACGGCGUCCACCGUUGCGGGGCGCACCGUGCCGGGCGUGUCUGCUCUAGGCGGGUUUGCGUCCGGCGCGGCCUCGGGCGGCGCGCCGCUGGCGCGGCUGGCCAUCUACAAGGUGUGCUGGCCCAUCCCGGGGCCGAACCCCAACAUCGAGAACACCUGCUUCGACGCCGACAUGCUCGCGGCCAUGGACGACGCGGUCGGCGACGGCGUCGACGUGAUGAGCGUCUCCAUCGGGGCCUCCGGGAAGCCGCCGCCGUUCGCGAACGACGGCAUCGCCCUCGGGGCGCUGCACGCCGCCAAACGCGGCGUGGUGGUGGUUUGCAGCGGCGGGAACUCCGGCCCCGCACCGGCCACCGUGGUCAACCUGGCGCCGUGGAUCCUCACGGUCGGCGCCAGCAGCAUCGACCGCUCGUUCAACUCGCCGAUCAGGCUUGGUGAUGGAAGGGUGAUCAUGGGUCAGACAGUGACACCGUAUCAACUGCCGGGCAACAAGACGUAUCAGAUGGUUUAUGCAGCUCACGCCGCUGUUCCUGGCACUCACGCCAACGUUACCAACCAGUGCCUGCCAAACUCACUGUCGCCGGCCAAGGUGCGAGGGAAGAUCGUGGUGUGCCUGAGGGGGAGCGGCCUGAGGGUGGGCAAAGGCCUGGAGGUGAAGCGGGCUGGCGGCGCGGCGAUGGUGCUCGGCAACCCGCCCAUGUACGGGAGCGAGGUCCCCGUCGACGCGCACGUGCUCCCGGGCACGGCGGUCUCCAAUGCCGACGUCGACACCAUCCUCAGAUACAUCAACUCCAGCGGGAACGCUACUGCUUACCUGGACCGCUCGAGGACGGUCGUGGAUGUCAGGCCGUCGCCGGUGAUGGCGCAGUUCUCGUCGCGUGGCCCCAACGUCGUCGAGCCCAGCAUUCUCAAGCCUGACGUUACGGCGCCGGGGCUGAACAUCCUGGCGGCGUGGAGCGAGGCGUCGUCGCCCACGAAGCUCGACGGCGACGACCGCGUGGUGAAGUACAACAUCGUCUCCGGGACGUCCAUGUCGUGCCCGCACGUCGCCGCCACCGCCGUCCUCCUCAAGGCCGCCCACCCCGACUGGAGCGCCGCCGCGAUUCGAUCGGCCAUCAUGACCACCGCAACAACCAGCAACGCGGAGGGCGGCCCAAUAAUGAACGGGGACGGGACGGCCGCAGGGCCCAUGGACUACGGGUCGGGCCACAUCAGGCCCAGGCACGCGCUGGACCCGGGCCUGGUGUACGACGCGUCGUUUCACGACUACCUCCUCUUCACCUGCUCCAGCGGCGGCAGCGGCGCGCGGCUGGACCGCUCCUUCCCGUGCCCGGCGAGCCCGCCGCGCCCGCACGAACUCAACCACCCUUCCCUGGCCGUCCACGGCCUCAACGGAUCAAGAAUCACCGUUCGCCGGACGGUGACCAACGUCGGCCAGCGCGGCGCGCAUUACAGCGUCGCCGUGGUCGAGCCCCCGGGCGUCUCCGUGAAGGUCUCGCCGACGAGCCUCAGCUUCGCGCGUACGGGGGAGAAGAAGGAGUUCACGAUAACAGUCGACGCGAAAGGGGGGAAAGUAGACCGGAAGUAUGUCGCAGGCUCGUAUACGUGGAGCGACGGAGUCCAUGGUGUGAGCAGCCCCAUUGUUGUUCUUCUCCCGUGAUCGUUCUUGCUCUUGCUGGCCAGUAAAGGUAGGCUAGGUGCCGAAAUCUGAAGAACAGAUGAAUACACCUAUGUCGAAGCGGGAUGCCGUGCGUACUGAAGCUAGUGCGAAGUGCACCAUUGUUUCGCAGUCCAUCGCUGCUGUCUGCUAAGUUCAGAAUAUACGAUGCUGGUGAUCUCAGCACGCCUUUGAGUGGAGAACUGUUUGAAAAUUACAGUUCUGUAUGGGCUUUUCCUUUCA